UGAAGAGAAAAGAGAAAUUUAUUCUUAAUUUCUCUUUUAUCUUCGUAUAUAAAAAGUGAUUCUCGUUUUAACACUUCAAAACAAAUGUCUAUUGUCUAAACAAAUCAGUAGUUUUCCUUCAGAAGUCAUUGAAAGGACCCCGCGAAUGACAUUCUUUUCGUCAUACAACUCGACUCUGUAUCAUUUAAAAAACGUCACAGAGAUGUCCUCCCCUAUCAAUGAGGAGGACUUUUCUUUUGUUUAAUUGUCGCUAUUAUUGAAAGGACCAAAUGGCAGCAAUUAAAAAAAAAUAAAGGGGGGAAGGAAGGGAACCAUUUCCCAUUGAAACGACAACAGAUUUAAUCUCAAAAAAAAACUCUUUACAAAAGAAGAGAAUUAUACAAGUGAAUAACAUCUUCUAUCUUACGAAUUACUUUUAAAUAUUUACUUAUAGAAAUCCAUGAGGGGUUAAAUGAGAUUCCUCUGCAUCGGUUCCUUUGGCUCCUCCAUUGGCUCCUUACCUCUCUUCCUAUUGGUUUUCAACCGUCACGUGAACGAAAGGUUGACUCUUCGAUGGAGAAUCGAAGACCAAAUCGUCAUGGGUGGACUUUAUUAAAAGAGCAGCUUCUGCUUCGACACCAUUCUUUAAAACAAUACGUUUAACAAUACAAUGGGUAUUUCUACGUGACGUCAAUUAAAUCAAUGGCUGUAACUUGUGCUGCUUGUGAUGUUCGAAUUACCGAUCGUUAUUACUUGUUAGCAGUGGAUAGAGAAUGGCACAUGCAAUGCCUCAAGUGUUCCCUGUGUAAGGAACAAUUGGAUUCUCAAACGUCUUGUUUCUCUAGAAACGGCAAUAUCUAUUGUAAAGUCGACUACUACAAGUUAUUCGCCUCGAAAAAUUGUGCCAGAUGCCAUCUGACAAUAUCUGCAACAGAAUUAGUUAUGAGGGCACGCGAAUACGUCUAUCAUCUCCAUUGUUUUACAUGCGCCACGUGUAACAAGACACUAGCCAAGGGAGAAUACUUCGGUUUGAGGAACGAAAUUAUAUAUUGCAGGCUUCAUUACGAAUUGCUGAUGCAAUACGAAUUCCCUACGGGGGGUGGACUAGAAAGUGUCAAACCACUAAAGAAACCGAAGUGUGAAGUUCUGUGUUAUUUUCCAGUCAGAUUGCCAGAUAAAUCUUCCAACGAACGGACGGAUACAGGUUCGACCCGCGACGAGAACCAAGACAAUGGUAUCAUUCAAUUGCCAAAUGUUAAUAUAUCGACAGGUCAUCAUCAGAUGUCUCGUCCGAAACGGUUAAGAACCUCAUUUAAACACAAUCAAAUACGUACCAUGAAGUCUUAUUUUUCCAUAAAUCAUAAUCCUGAUGCCAAAGACUUGAAGCAAUUAUCUCAGAAGACAGGUUUAUCUAAGAGAGUCCUUCAGGUUUGGUUCCAAAAUGCCCGAGCUAAAUGGAGAAGAAAUCUAUUGAGACAGCAAACACUAGGACCUGAAAUCGUUCAGGAUUCUAAACCUUUAGUGGAGAUGACGUCUCAGGAACGUCACUGUACCCCUUUGUUGUCUACUACGGAACUUUUAGAGGUGCAACCGACACCCAUAACGCAAGUAGAACAAAAUUUUCAAAGUUUGGCCAACAUGCUUUGAAUGUUGUCUUCUGUUACAUAUCAUCAUGAAUAAAUA
Molecule: messenger RNA, 1662 nt
Organism: Centruroides sculpturatus (bark scorpion)
Lineage: Eukaryota; Metazoa; Arthropoda; Arachnida; Scorpiones; Buthidae
Product: LIM/homeobox protein Lhx2-like
Exons: 5
Coding region: 682-1626 (314 amino acids)
Biological process (GO): regulation of transcription by RNA polymerase II; neuron differentiation
Cellular component (GO): nucleus
Molecular function (GO): RNA polymerase II transcription regulatory region sequence-specific DNA binding; DNA-binding transcription factor activity, RNA polymerase II-specific
Source: RefSeq, a predicted model, not a curated record